AUGAAGGCUUCGGCUAUUAUUUGCGCGCUUCUCCCCCUCGCUUUGGCGGUACCCAAUGCGAAACGGGCUUCGGGGUUCGUUUGGUUCGGAACGAGCGAGUCUGGAGCCGAGUUUGGAGAGACCAAGUUCCCUGGCGUGCUGGGGACGGAUUAUAUCUGGCCGAGUGCGUCGACGAUCAAGACUCUGCAUGAUGCCGGGAUGAACGUCUUCCGCGUUGCCUUCCGGAUGGAGAGGCUGAUCCCCAACACGAUGACGGGGACUCCCGAUGCGACGUACAUGAAUGAUCUCAGGACGACUGUCAAUGCGAUUACGAGUCUGGGGGCGUAUGCGGUGAUUGAUCCCCAUAACUAUGGGAGAUACUACGGCAACAUCAUCUCGUCGACUGAUGACUUUGCUGCGUUCUGGAAGACCGUGGCUGCCCAGUUUGCGUCCAAUGAUCAUGUUAUUUUCGACACCAGUAUGUCUUCAUCAAUCUGGAAUGGAAUGGAAGAAGCUGACGAAACAGACAACGAGUACCAUGACAUGGACCAGACCCUCGUUCUCAACCUCAACCAGGCCGCCAUUAAUGCCAUCCGUGCCGCCGGCGCAACCUCACAGUACAUUUUCGUUGAGGGCAACUCGUGGACCGGCGCGUGGACAUGGACCAAUGUCAAUGACAACCUCAAGGCCCUCACUGACCCCCAGAAUAAGAUCGUCUACGAGAUGCACCAGUAUCUUGACUCAGACGGGUCCGGCACCUCGGCCACCUGCGUGAGCUCCACCAUCGGCCAGGAGCGCGUGCAGUCCGCCACGCAGUGGUUGAAGACGAACGGUAAGAAAGGUUUCCUGGGAGAGUUCGCUGGGGGCGCCAACAGCGUGUGCGAGUCCGCUGUCACGGGCAUGCUUGACUACAUGUCUGCCAACUCGGAUGUGUGGAUGGGCGCUUCAUGGUGGGCAGCUGGCCCCUGGUGGGGGAAUUACAUAUUCAGCAUGGAGCCGCCGUCUGGCACUGGCUAUCAGAACUAUCUCUCGUUGUUGAAGCCGUACUUUGCCGGUGGUUCGGGUGGCACCCCUCCAACUACCACCAGGACGACUACCACCACCAAUCCGACAACGACCACUACCACUAGUGGUAAUCCCGGCAGUACCGGAGUCGCACAGCACUAUGGCCAAUGCGGUGGAAUCGGAUGGUCUGGUCCAACCUCUUGCGCCAGCCCAUAUACCUGCCAGAAGCUGAAUGACUACUACUCUCAAUGCCUGUAG
Messenger RNA from Aspergillus pseudoviridinutans, 1242 nucleotides. It is a transcript of the gene egl2, whose product is annotated as putative endoglucanase. Gene Ontology annotation, molecular function: hydrolase activity, hydrolyzing O-glycosyl compounds; cellulose binding. Gene Ontology annotation, biological process: glucan catabolic process. Lineage: Eukaryota; Fungi; Ascomycota; Eurotiomycetes; Eurotiales; Aspergillaceae. The coding region runs from base 1 to 1242 and encodes 413 amino acids. Gene Ontology annotation, cellular component: extracellular region. The record is from RefSeq and is a predicted model, not a curated record. The transcript has 4 exons.